Molecule: messenger RNA, 666 nt
Organism: Penicillium soppii
Lineage: Eukaryota; Fungi; Ascomycota; Eurotiomycetes; Eurotiales; Aspergillaceae
Product: phytanoyl-CoA dioxygenase family protein
Exons: 3
Coding region: 1-666 (221 amino acids)
Source: RefSeq, a predicted model, not a curated record
AUGCCAUAUGAAGAGGUCAAUGCCGAAGGCAAGCGGGUGUUGUGUCGUACGGAGAACUUUGCCAACUCGCAUUCCGGGUUUAAUAGUUUUCUCCGCGGGCAGCGUGCAACAAGUCUUCUCCAACAACUUGCGGGAGAGGAGAUGGUUCUUUUCAAAGAAAAGAUUAACUACAAAUUAGCAGGUAGUGGUGGUUUCGAUCCUCAUAUCGAUGCCAAUGCCUAUACCCAUGUUAAAAACAUUAAGCAUUUGACAAUUCUUGCGGCAGUCGAUGAAAUGAACGCAGCCAAUGGAGGUCUAGAGGUGGUUGAUGGAAGUCACCGGAUGAAUAUCCCUCUUGGCAACGAUCGAUGCAUUACAUCAGAUUGGGUCGACAGCAAUGUAUGGACACCAGCUGAGCUUCAGUCAGGCGAUAUCUUGGUUUUUGGCUCGUAUCUAGCCCAUCGGAGCGGCGCCAAUCUCAGCGCGAAGGACCGGCGCGCCAUCUACGCAACCUACAAUUGUGCAGCUGAAGGUAAUCUGCACGACCAGUACUACUCUGAUCGUGAGAAACUUUGGCCUGCAACACACAUGCGGAAAAUGGGAGAGUCCUAUGAAGAAGGCCGCAUGCGAUAUGGUUUUGGGUCCCCUAUGUUAACUGUGGACUCCAAAUUUAUCCCAGCUUCCUGA